Messenger RNA from Magallana angulata, 1315 nucleotides. Its product is annotated as RUN and FYVE domain-containing protein 2-like. NCBI's taxonomy places the organism in Eukaryota, Metazoa, Mollusca, Bivalvia, Ostreida, Ostreidae. Bases 2 to 1315 code for a protein of 437 amino acids. The transcript is spliced from 11 exons. The record is from RefSeq and is a predicted model, not a curated record. Gene Ontology annotation, cellular component: cytoplasm.
GAUGGCUGACGAAAAACCAAAACAAUCACAUGACGAAUCAAAUAGUAGCGAAAACAAGAAUGGGUGUGAAAAUUCGUGGCCAGAACCCGCGGUUGUGCAAAGUAAAACCGACAUUAACAGCUCUGCACGAUCUUUACGCUACCAAAGAAGAGAUCCCAAGACCAUAGAGCGCUGUAACUUGUUGAAUGUGUCUAAGCUGAUCAUCAAGGAGGUGAUAGACUCCAGCCUGUCCCACGGACGUAUGCUGGACGACAACCACGUACCGCUGCAGCAGUUCUUUAUUGUUCUGGAACACGUCCUUAGACAUGGUCUCAAACGUACGUUUUAUGCACUCAUUUUCAAGAUAAGAUACAAAUCUAAAAAAAGUCUGCUCCGUGACAGGAGAGACUUUUGGUGUGUUCUUGAAACGGUUGAAAAAUUAGUUCCAGAAGCUUCCGAGAUUACAACCAGUGUCAGGGAAAUGCCAAAUCUAAAAACACCGCUUGGAAAAGCCAGGGCAUGGUUGCGGCUUUCUCUAAUGCAGAAAAGUCUAGCAGACUAUCUGAAAGUGCUGUGUGAAAGAAGGGACCAAGUUCUUAGUGAGUUCUAUGAGCCCGGAGCUAUGAUGUUAGAAGAUGAGGGUAUGGUUUUUACUGGACUGUUAGUUGGGCUAAAUGUUAUAGACUGCAAUAUGUGUAUAAAAGAGGAGGAUCUGGACCAACCAAUGGGAGUGAUUGAUUUUAGUUUGUACUUAAAUAACAGGAUUAAUGAUGACUUAUCUCCAGACAAUGAAAGCACAGAAACAAAAAACAAAAUGGCCACCAUAUUGGAUCAGAAAAAUUACCUGGAGGAGCUGAACAGACACUUAAAUGCAACAGUUACAAACCUACAACAAAAGUUAGAGAGCGUACAGACGACCAAUACUUUACUAAAAGAGGACCUUGCCAUUGCCAAAAACACUGCUUUAGACCUGCAAGAUGAGAAUGACAGACUCAAGGCUGAUCAAGGCUCCAUCGUAGACGAUACAAAGAAACAGCUGGAGGCUGCUAAACAGGACAUAGAAACAGAACGUGAAACAUACAAGACCUCGAGAGAGGGCCUGGACCACAUGUACACAGGCCUGAAGAAACAAUUGGAGGAGGAAACUCACGUCAGAUUGGACGUGGAAAAGGAACUAGAACUACAGAUCAGUAUGAAACAAGAAAUGGAGAUGGCACUGAGGAUUUUGGAAAAGGAUAUUCAUGAGAAGCAAGACACCAUGAUAUCGCUACGACAACAGCUAGAGGAGAUCAAGGGAAUCAACCUGGAGAUGUACCAGAAACUACAGCAUUUCUAG